AUGAAGGAGUCGAGCAAGAAGAAGAAGAGGCCUCUGGAGAAGGACGCAAAGGAGAAGUCCAGAUCUAAGAAGGACAAGAAGGAACGCAAACAUGGCAAGCGCUUGAGGGAGGGCGAGGACCGAGAGUUCGUUGCGCAGCGUCCCUUCGCCGGGACACUGGCACAAAGCUGGGUGGCCAUGUCCAGAGCAAGCGCCAGUGCAGAGGUGCCCCUCUUCGCAAGUGCAGAGGAAGCUUUCCACAGCCUUCCUGCUCGAUACGCCAGUUUCAGUGAGGCAAGCCUCCCGGUGGACCGCGCAGAGCGGCAUGCAGCUCUGUCGGCGUUGGCGGAAAUUGCCACAGGAUUCAGCCCCGCAGAGCUGGGCUUCUUCGCACGUUCCCUGGAACUGGCCCUGGUGGAGCGACGGAAGGGACAGGAGGUCACAGCUGGGCCGACCAGGCCGACCCGGGCACGGCCCCUCUUCCCGGACGCACCCAUGCCGACACCACCUUCAGCAAGGCCUCCAGCACCGCCGCCGCCUCCGUCUACGAUUGGCGCAAGUCCUGCUCCUCCGAAGCCACCAGCACCGCCGCCGCCACCGGUUGCGAUUCGCGCAGUUCCUCCAAAGCCACCGACGGUGCCGGAACCGUCGCCGUCGGCUGCACCUUGCGGGGCUCCCGCUGAAGCCAGCCAAAGCCAAAGCAAGGAGCUUGCCAAGUACUCGACUUCAGGGCCCCUGCCGCCCGAGCCGGAACCAAAAGUCCUGGUCCCAGAUCCGGAGUCAGAGUCAUCUUCAACAUCCGAAGAUGAGAACUCGAAGCCUGAAGCACGUGCGCUGCAAAAGAAAGCUGACGCAGAAGCUGCGGACAAGGUUUACGAGCUUUGCCGGGCAUUGGCGGAGAAGCCUUGUCAAGUCGACGGCAAGCUGCAAGCGGCCAAUAUCAGGCAAUUUGUCAGAGAUCUGUUGGCAGUGGCUUCCCAGCCUCUGCACUGGGAGGAGGCAUGGUCCCGAAUGGGAAUGCCGGAAAGCCUGCGGUCUGAGGCGGGCAUUGCCUUCUUGAGCAACUUGCUGGAGUUUGCAUCCGGUCCAGUAGGAACUGAUCUGGAUGAUGCAGCAAGGGUAUCUGCCGGAGCCAUUGCUGCUCUUUCGAAGGGGCAUCGCCUCAAGAUGAGCCAGGUGGAGGACUUCCUAAUCAAACGAUUGGACUCCGACUCAAAGGAUCCACAGCUCUGGAAAGUCCUGUCCUGGCUCCUCUUCCAUUGGUUUCCUCAAGGGAAGACGGCAGGGUGGGGCUGGUGGCGUGUGGGUUGGUCAUGGUCUCAAUGGUGGAAAGUCGUGGAUCGCCUUCUCUGCCGGGCAGCUGAGACUGGCCAUGGCGAAGAGGCGUUCGGCAUGCUCAGAGCAAGCCUCUGCCGAAUGCAGGUGCAGCCACGCUGCAAGAAAAUGUUCUUGAAACCGCCGUUUGACGACGAGCGCCGACAGCAGUUGAUGUCCAGGCUUGCUGCGCUUCUGCCAGACACCUUGCCGGAGGACGUCUUGAAGAAGAAGCUGGAGCCCUUGAGAUUGUGA
Symbiodinium sp. CCMP2592 is the source of this 1548-nucleotide messenger RNA. NCBI's taxonomy places the organism in Eukaryota, Dinophyceae, Suessiales, Symbiodiniaceae. The record is from the annotation of a GenBank genome assembly.